AUGAGCAACAAAGAAGAUGCCGGCAAGGGUUGUCCUGCGGCAGCUCCGGUCUCCAGUUUUACCAUCCAGUCGAUCUUAGGCAGCAGCACCUCGGGAGGAGGCAGAGAGCCCAGCUCCAAGCAGACCGCCUCCGCCUGGCCGAGCAGGAAGAGGAGCCUGUCCGUCUCUUCCGAAGAAGAAGAGCCGGACGAGAGCUGGAAACAUCCCACUUGCUUCUGCUCCGACUCGCAGGCCCCUGAAGAAACGUGCCACAAGCAUCAGCCUCUCGGUUUCACGUGUCUCAGCAAUUCCAAGGGGACCGGCGCAGCGCUCGGUUCAGACCGGACGCCCCCUUUCCUCUCUCCGUCCCAGCCGGAUUUUAAGGAAGAGAAAGAGAAGCCGUUCGCUCCGAAUUCGCCUGCCUGCUCGGCGGACCGGCAAAGGGACGGGGCGGAGAGACAGGCCGGUUCGGCCAAGAAGAAGACGCGCACGGUCUUUUCGCGGAGCCAAGUCUACCAGCUGGAGUCGACCUUCGACAUGAAGCGCUACCUGAGCAGCUCCGAGCGGGCCUGCCUGGCCUCCAGCUUGCAACUGACAGAGACUCAAGUGAAAACCUGGUUUCAGAACCGGCGGAACAAAUGGAAGCGGCAGCUCUCGGCCGAACUGGAGGCGGCCAACAUGGCCCACGCCUCGGCCCAGACUCUGGUGGGGAUGCCGCUGGUUUUCAGAGACAAUUCCGUCCUCAGGGUACCCGUGCCCAGGUCCAUCGCCUUCCCGGCGCCCUUAUACUAUCCCGGCAGCAACCUGUCCGCCUUACCUCUUUACAACCUCUACAAUAAGCUCGACUACUGA
Molecule: messenger RNA, 831 nt
Organism: Ahaetulla prasina
Lineage: Eukaryota; Metazoa; Chordata; Lepidosauria; Squamata; Colubridae
Gene: HMX2
Product: H6 family homeobox 2
Exons: 2
Coding region: 1-831 (276 amino acids)
Biological process (GO): regulation of transcription by RNA polymerase II
Cellular component (GO): nucleus
Molecular function (GO): RNA polymerase II transcription regulatory region sequence-specific DNA binding; DNA-binding transcription factor activity, RNA polymerase II-specific
Source: RefSeq, a predicted model, not a curated record